Molecule: messenger RNA, 1604 nt
Organism: Heteronotia binoei (common prickly gecko)
Lineage: Eukaryota; Metazoa; Chordata; Lepidosauria; Squamata; Gekkonidae
Gene: NECAB1
Product: N-terminal EF-hand calcium binding protein 1
Exons: 13
Coding region: 75-1052 (325 amino acids)
Biological process (GO): regulation of amyloid precursor protein biosynthetic process
Cellular component (GO): cytoplasm
Molecular function (GO): calcium ion binding
Source: RefSeq, a predicted model, not a curated record
UGGACGGUGGCAGCGUGGAAGCCUCCCCUUCUCCCCCCAACAAUCCCUCCGAAGAAUUCCGCUCUGCCUUGACGAUGACCAAGGGGCUGUCCAUCUUCCUUGAUAUUUUGAGAAGAGCAGACAAAAAUGAUGAUGGCAAACUGUCCUUUGAUGAAUUCAAAGCUUACUUUGCUGAUGGGAUCCUGAGUAGAGAAGAGCUGCGUGAGCUUUUUCAUACUAUCGACACACACAAUACAGACAACAUUGACACAGAAGAGCUGUUUGAAUAUUUUUCCCAGCACCUGGGAGAAUAUGAAAAUGUACUGUCUGCUUUGGAAGACCUCAAUGUAUCUAUUCUGAAGGCAAUGGACAAAACAAAGAAAGAUUAUCAAGAGGCUUCUAAGCUGGAACAGUUUGUAACUCGCUUUUUGCUGAAAGAAACAUUGAAUCAGCUCCAGUCUCUUCACAACUCUCUGGAGUGUGCCAUGGAAACUACAGAGGAACAAACCCGACAAGAAAAACAAGUGCCAGCAAAGCCAGAGGUGCUCACAAUUCAGCAACCAGGAAGACGUUCAGGUCGAAGACUCCAGAGGAACAACAGUUUUUCUCCAGUCAGCCCACUUCUUAACUCAGGCUGGCUGGAAGAAGACAACCAGUGGAUGACCCAGAUAAACAGGCUUCAGAAGUUGAUUGACAGGCUGGAGCAGAAGGAUCUAAAGCUUGAGCCACUAGAAGAAGAGAUAUCAGAAGGAAACACAAAAUCUCACAUAAUGAUAGUUCAGCGUCAGAUGACAGUGAUAGCAGAAGAAGUAGAGCAGUUCCGCUUUGCUCUGAAGCAAUAUGUGGAUACUGCCUCAUCUCAAGAUGGAUGCCUGCAUGUUUCCAUUCAGAAGCUUGCAAAUGAAUCCCGCUUCAUCAUUUAUGAAUUCUGGGAGAACAAUGCUUGGAACAGCCACCUCCAGAUGAACUACAACAAGACAUUCCAAAGAAGUAAUGUGGACUGCUUGGAAAUGCCAGAACACAUUACAACUAUGCUAGUGCCUGCUUCCUGGUGGGUCCUGAACAACAACUAGAAGCUUCACUGCAGUUAGCAAAAAGAUGCUGUAAUAUUACACUAAAUUAGCAUCCUAUACAGUCAUCAUCAUGUCUCUACAGCUACCAGAUUAAGCAGAGAUACAAGCUUCCACUUACUUAUUGGGUACAGUUGUGAGUUGUCAACAUCUCCUCAUUGCUGCUACUUUAGGGAAUAUUAUGAUCUGGACUGAUCUUUGUUAAUUUUAUUCAUAUGAUUGUUAUUAAUUCUAAUUGUAUUGCAUUUUAGUGGGAUGUAUUUAAAUACUAUCAUAAAGUGAGUGGCUUGCUCUUCCAGAGAUUCCUGCUUACUGGAAGAGUUGCUUAACUCAUUAGGUUUUGAUUUAUUUAUUUUGAGAAUUCAGGUUUUGGAUAGAAGGCAGGAUAUAUAUGUUAAAAUAAAUGUUAUAAGAUUGUAUCAAAUGUUGCUGUCCUUGCUUAAUAAUCUGAUGUGUGAUGAAGUCACCCCUUCUGCCAAAAAUGUAUCACAUGUAAGAAACAGAAAUUAAAUCAGUAUUUCCCAUCUUGGUAUUCAUAAAUAACUUGCUCAUCUA